Caenorhabditis elegans is the source of this 3230-nucleotide messenger RNA. It is a transcript of the gene sas-7, whose product is annotated as Spindle assembly abnormal protein 7. Gene Ontology annotation, cellular component: centriole. Lineage: Eukaryota; Metazoa; Nematoda; Chromadorea; Rhabditida; Rhabditidae. The record is from RefSeq and is marked reviewed.
AUUAUAAAUUUCUCCCGCGAUCUAUCAGACUUUGCAGAUAAUGGGAGAAAUUCCACCGACAGACAGUGGGUAUCCGACGCCUCGAGAUGAAAUUCCAUCCACGUCCCGACCCAAUUCGCCGAACAAUGCACAGCUAUACCCGUUGACAUCGACGCCGAUUCGCGGCAACAAAAGCCGAUCGAUGAAGGAAAAUUUCGCGACUUUCCGAAACGAUCUCUCGAUCAUCGAGUCGACGGGCUCCGACACAAUUGAAAACGAUUCGCAUUUUGUUCUCGACGGUGUUAAAUCUCUACUGGAGGCGUCGAAAGAGCUCAAGAAAAAGGAUCGGGCGAAUUCGUUGCUCCGAGAUCAAAAUGAGUCUCUUCGCGGUGAAAACGAGUCACUUCGAGAGGAGAAUUGCUCGCUGCGUGAGGAAUCGAGAAGGAUGGAUUUGGUGGAUAAAGAGAAUGUCAUUCCAGUGAUCCCAAGGCUUGUGUUUGAUGAGAAGCCCGAUUUGGAUCCGAUUACAGUAAAAUCCAGUGAACAAAUAAAAAAAGAGCUCUUGUCAUUUAUCAAAAAUGAUGAAGAUCGCACGAUUAUGGAGGCUAAAAUGGAAAAUAUGCUGAUAAGCGACUCCAAACCACCUGCGAAAGUGUUCACGGCCACCGCGACCAUCCAAGUGGACACUGAGAAGAUGGACGCCAACAUUCAGACUGAUAAGGAUGAUCAUGUCAAUGUGGUCAACGCGAACUUGCAGAUUGAAGUGGAUCAGCUACACUCGGAGAUCGAGGUCAUUGGCAAGAAGAAAUCCGAUCUGGAAAAUCGCCUUUUCGAUUAUGAGAAGCUGAAAGCUCAGUUCGAGCAAGAUGAGAACAAGCUGCGUGCAGAUUUGGAGAAGAAGCUCAAGACUAGUCAGGAGAAGCUUGUGAAGUACGAAGGAAAGAUCGAAGAGCUCCAGUCAAGGCUCAACAAGAAGCGUAAGGAACUGGAAGAGGUUCAAGCGGAGAAUCGGAAGCUUCUGGAGGACAAGAAUACGCACGAUUUCGAGCUUGACGAGGCGAAAGUUCAGGGAGAGCACUUGGAGAAGCAGAGGAAGGAGGCUUGGGAGAAGGUGGAGCAGCUACAGGAGAUGCUAGGAGAACUUGAAGCCGAGCUUGAUCGACAGAAGGAGUUGAAACUGCAGCUGGAGAAAGACAUGGAAGAUUUGAGAAAGGAGCACGAGGGUCAGAUGGCGGAGCUCGAGAAGCGUUUAGAAAAAGUUUCGGAAAAAGAGAAGGAGGCCAUUGAGCAGUUGGAGAAGAUACAGAAAGAAAAUAAGACGAUUGUGAAGGAGAACGUGUAUCUGUCUGAGUCGAAGCAAGUGCUCCUUGAAAGUGAGAUUAACCUGAAGAAUGAGCUGGAUGAGAUGGCCGUGAAGCUUCGCAACUCUCAACAUCAAGUCGCUGGGCUCAACGAGAAGAUUUCGGAGGAGAAGAGGCGGAGGAAGAAGCAGGAUGCGGAUGUCACCAGGCUUGAUGAGCAGAAUCAGAAGCUCCUCCGAGAAGCUCAAGACUCGGCGGAACUGCUUGAAGAAGUUCAGAAGGGAAAGCGAGAAAUCGAUCAUCUCCGCCAACAGCUAGCUCAUCAGUCGUCGGAAGCUGGCUCCGUUGGCCAGCUUCAGCAGAAGCUAGCUGAAUCCGAGCACCGUGAGUACCUACUGCAGCUGGAAUUGGAGCGAGUCAUGAAGAUGGAACGCGACCUGGAUGGCAGAAUCGAAGGAUAUAUUCGAUCAGAGGCGGCGGCGAACAAUGAGCUCGAGAGGCUGAGAAAGGACACGGCUGAGCAGAAGGAGAAGCUCGAGGCUAUGGAGAUGGAAGCUCGUAGCAAGGAUUUGGAGCUGGCUGAUUUAACGCGGAAACUGGCGAAGGCGAGAGAGGAGCAUGAGACGUUUGAAAUCAAUGCUCGGAAUCAAUUCUAUGCAGUCACCGGUCAGAUGCACGAGGAUAUCGAGAGCUACAAACAACGCUUGCUGGAGUUGGAACCUUAUCCUGGAAAGAUCAUUUCAGGAUCGUUCCGAGACUUUCCUUCGCAGACAGAUCCUUCUCCUGCAACGACGGAUGCCUGGAUGCAAACGGAUGUGGAAGAACAGCUCAUGGUGAGCCCGGAAGUGUCACUGGUAUCCGAAGCUCCCUCAUCGCUCCAGGAUUCCCGACGCUCGUCGCACCUAGAUGAGAAACUUCGACGGACUAUCGAAAAAAUUGGGGAGUUGCUCGCUGAGCAUGAAAGCUUCCAGGAGAGCCUGCGCGAUCCAGAGUUUCACACGGCAGAGGCUUUCCGCAAAAUCUCUCAGCUUCUCAAGUCAAUCCUAUCUGGUGCCAAUUCGGAAGAGAUGCUUGAAAGGAUUUGGACGUGGCUGACUCUAAAGACGAAGGCGCUGGUGGAGCAGCAAGAUGAGCAGAUGAAGAAGGUACAGAAGGCCGGCGAGAUGCUGUUGAGCCAGUUGCGAGAGAAAGAGUCGGACAACGAGGUGCUUACGAAGAAGUCGUUGGAGAUGGAGGCGGCAGCGGAAGAGUUUCGCACUUAUUAUAACGAUAUGUUGACCGAAAACGAUGAGCUCCGCCACCGGAUUGUGCAGUUGGACGAAAUUCGAGAGGUGGAAUCCUCCAACAGCACGAAGAUCGAGAAGGGACUCCGCGAGCAGCUGGAGCAAGCUCAGCACGAACUGGAAAAGAAAAAGCGUGAAUACAUGUGGAAGCUUCAGCAGAAGGACGAGUUCUACGAGAUUAUGGAUCGCAACGUGAAGGAGACGGAGAAGGAGAACAAGCGUCUGCUGCGGAAGCGAACGGAGGAUAAGGAAAGGAUGGAUGAUUUCAUGCUGAACAUCCGCAAAGCGCAGGAGCAAUGGAAAUAUCUUCGUAUGCGAAAUUGCCAACGACACACUUCAAUGAUGAAUAUGCUGGAAUCUGUGAAGAAGAAGAAGCAUGAAUCACGGGAUAUGAACUGGCUUCUACAGCGUUUCGAGGAUAGCAUUAGAAAGUACGGCGUGGCAGAACUGACGACAGAAGAAAUAUUGGAGCCCGAAGGCAGCAGAAGCAGUAGCAGUAGAACCCUAUCCAAUCAUUGAUUGAUCGAUUUAAUAUACAUUUAUUUUCGUUUUUUUUGUCUCAUAUCCUACUGUGAAUAUUACUUGUGUGAAACAAAACGGGACAUUUGUUUUUUUUUUUCAAUUUUAUGUCUUCUUUAAAUUACAUGAAUAAAUUGCGUAUUUCUUU